Molecule: messenger RNA, 1466 nt
Organism: Aspergillus aculeatinus CBS 121060
Lineage: Eukaryota; Fungi; Ascomycota; Eurotiomycetes; Eurotiales; Aspergillaceae
Product: DUF1479 domain-containing protein
Exons: 2
Coding region: 27-1466 (479 amino acids)
Source: RefSeq, a predicted model, not a curated record
CAUAGCUACGCAAGCUACUGAUCAAAAUGACAUUAUCGAGAUUCACAGCCAGGGCAACCGCCCGCGCCGCAUCGACAUCAACCUCAGCGUCGCCGAUGACCAAGGCCGCGGGCGACAUCUCCAGUGUGUUCCCCAGCUUGCGGCCCGACUACAAACCAGAGCCCUUGCCAUCGCGAUUCCGCGAUCUAAAACUUCAAUACUUCGAGAAGAACGAAGAAGCAUUGAAGCAAAGCUGGAAGCGACUCCUCUCCAGUCUCGAGGAAGAAGUCCACAAGAUCAAGUUGAAGGGCAGCGAGAUUAUCCCUUCCGUUAGAUACACCGAUGUCGUCAACGGCACCGUUCCCGAGUCCACUCUCGCCGAGAUCCGGCACCGUGGCUCCGUAGUCAUCCGGGAGGUCGUCCCGCGCUCGCAAGCCCUAACCUGGAAGACGCAGAUCCAAGAGUACAUCGCGGCCAACCAAGAGCGCGUUAAAGCCUUCCCCGCCGACUCACCCGCGGUGUACGAGCUGUACUGGACGCCGUCGCAAGCGGCGGCGCGCAGCGACGCCCACCUGCUCACGACGCAGCGCUUCCUCCAGCAACUGUGGCACUCGUCGGACGCGAGCACGCGCAUCUCGACCCGCAACCCGCUCACCUACGCGGACCGGCUGCGCAUCCGCCAGCCCGGCGACGCCAAGUUCACGCUGGGCCCGCACAUCGACGGCGGCUCGCUUGAGCGCUGGGAGGACCCGGAGUACGCGCGCGUCUACGCGCCCAUCCUGGCCGGCCGGUGGGAGGAGUACGACCCCUGGGACGCCAAGCACCGCGUCGCCGCCCAGAUGGACCUCUACAACGGCGCGGGCGCCUGCUCGAUGCUGCGCUUCUUCCAGGGCUGGCUCUCCAUGUCGCACACCGCGCCGGGCGAGGGCUCCCUGCACGUCUGCCCCAUGCUGCGCCACAGCUCCGCCUACACCAUCCUCCGGCCCUUCUUCGAUGGCAAGACCGGCCAGCCCAUGCUCGACAACGCCUUCCCCGGCUCCGUGCCGGGCGCGUGUCAGGAGUACAACCCGCUCACCCACCCGCACCUCGCCCUCGAGGCCACCAUGGUCUCGGUCCCGGAGGUCCAGCCGGGCGACUACGUCGCCUGGCACUGUGAUUCGCUGCACUCGGUCGACAGGGAGCAUCGCGGGUCCGGGGACUCCAGCGUCAUGUAUAUCCCUGCCACGCCCAUGUGUGAGAUGAACGUCGCGUAUCUGGUCAAGCAGCGGCAGGCGGCGCUGUCAUACUCCCCGCCGUGGGAUUUCCCGGGAGCUGGCGGCGCGGGUGAGGCGGGCUUCAAGGGGGCUCUAGAUUGGCAAACUAUCAGUCCCGAGGGUCGAAGGGCGAUGGGUCUGGGUGAAAGUCCUUGGGAGGUGACGGCAGAUAUGAGUGAGGGCGAGAAGGCGGUGGUGAGGGUUGCGAAUGAGAUUUGUUUCGGGCGGACGUGA